Exophiala spinifera is the source of this 963-nucleotide messenger RNA. RefSeq lists its product as uncharacterized. The coding region runs from base 1 to 963 and encodes 320 amino acids. Gene Ontology annotation, biological process: proteolysis. Lineage: Eukaryota; Fungi; Ascomycota; Eurotiomycetes; Chaetothyriales; Herpotrichiellaceae. The record is from RefSeq and is a predicted model, not a curated record. Gene Ontology annotation, molecular function: serine-type endopeptidase activity. The transcript has a single exon.
AUGGCCAACCCACCUCAGACUGCGAUCCAAGACAUCCCGGCCGAGAAUAACGGUCCCAUUCCCAAGCAAGGCAUUGAUGUCCUGCACCCUUUCCCUCCAGUCAAAGCGGUCAUUAUCAACGCUGCGCAGCCAUCGGCAGAUGCCGUGACGCCAGCAGAGCGACUACCCAAUUUCCCAUUCAAAAGCACCCCUGCGCGUAUUCCAGCCUCCAGCAUAGAACAGACUGAUGAUGAACAUCCCAAUGACGUGGCUGGGGUCGUGUUUCCGCCAGAUGAACGCCAUAUCUACCAUGACACCAACUAUCCCUUCUCCUGUAUAGGCAAAGUCCGCACAGCGGUUAGUACCUCUUCCGGCACGCUCGUGGGGCCACGUCACGUCCUCACGGCAUCGCAUUGCGUCAACUGGACCCGCGAUGCAAAUGGCAACAUUGGUUGGAUGUCAUUCACUCCAUCUUACUACGAUGGUCGUGGACCUUGGGGCGAAUUCUACGUCACUCAUACGCUCGCGUACAAGGAGAACGGCAGGAGAAUGACGGACGAGCAAUCCGCAUGGGACUAUGCGGUGUGCGUCCUGAGCGAACCCAUUAACACCAAAGUAGGCGGGACGAUUGGCACAAAGGAGUACAGCGCGAGCUGGAAUGGGAAACCUUACUGGAUAUCAUUCGGAUAUCCUGCGGAUCUGUUCAAUGCGGAGCGACCAGAGUAUCAGAACGGAUGCGUCAUUAGCACGACCGAGACGUUCGGGAAUGCUCAACUGCUGGGCCACUUCAAUGAUACUUUCAACGGACAGAGCGGGGGACCAGUAUGGGCCAAGUGGGAUGACCAGCCAGGUCCGCAAAUCGUCGGUGUGGUGAGCACAUCGCCGGAUGUUCCUCAGACGGGCUCUACCGCCGGAGACAAUCAGUAUGCCGGCGGCAGAGCGAUGGUUGAUCUAGUGAAACAGGCGCUCAGAGACUAUCCAUGA